AUGUUCUCUUUUUUACACUUUUAAGUGUGUGAAGUAAAUUAAAAAAAAUUUACUUAAAUCUCGUGAUCUGUCAUGGUUGAUCUGUCAGAGCUUCCUGCCUGUCAGCUCUGAGAGGUAACUUGUAACUUUUUUUGUGUGUGUGUGGCGUUUAAGAACCAGGCUCGGGCUGUAGCUGAGUUACGUCACAGUUGCCGUAGUAACAGAUUAAGCGUCAUCACUCUCACUUGUGUGUGUGUCGAUGUCAUGUCCGAGCUCCUGCUCUUGCUGCUGCUCCACACACAGCAGUGAUCAACAAAUGUCUCUUCCCGUCUGCGGGGACCGCGUGAGUCCGUGUGCGUGUUCGUACGAACCUGAGGUGCAGCCCAGACUCUGCCGCUGCCGCCGCCGCUGCUGCAGUGACUGUUGUUGUCGUUAAGCUGGUGUAGCUGUAGCCGUCAUGGCUGAGGAGGACAGUGAAUGGAUCAUUGAGAGCAUCGUGGGAUUCCUCGGAAGUCCGGAGUGGCUCAUCCCUGUCAUGGAUUUUGUGGAAAACAAAUGCACAGUUUUCGACGAUGAAGAUGAGAACAAGUUGUCCUACACAGACGUCCAUCAGCAGUACAAGACCUUGGUGGAGAAGCUGCUGGAGAACUACAUGCAGGAGGUCGGCAUCAGUGAGCAACAGUUUCUGGACGCGUGCACUUCUCCUUUCGCCAAGUCCAAAAGUCUGCAGUCUGUGUUUCAGCCCGUCCUCGCUACAGACGACUUCCAGAUGUUCCGUUCCCUGAUGGCGCAGAAGAACAUGGAGCUGCAGCUCCAGGCCCUGAGGCUCAUCAAGGAGAGAAAUGGUGAACUUCCAGAGUGUCUGACGGACGGCGUGGAUGUGAUGACUGAGAUGCAGCAGCAGGAGAUGAAGAUCCUGCAGGAGGUUCUGCAAAAGUCCAAGGAGGAGUACGAGGAGGAAAUGUCCAGGAGACUGAUGUCGGGGGAGGAUGUCGGUUCCACCUCCAGUGUCUGCUCCACUCACCCGACAGAGGGGAGGGCAGAAUCCAAUAAAAGCCCUGAUCACACUGCCAAGCCCCCUCUCUCCCUCCAGGUCAACGACAGUGCUGACACAGUAGAGGAGAGGGUGAGAAGUGAACCAGGAAGUGGCCGUGAGGAGGUUUCAUCUAAGAGCCAGGAGUCACCCAAACUCAGCCCAGUGGUCAGCAGCAGCAGUAUGGAGUCCAGAGUCCUUCCAGCUGUGACAGCGCCACUGAAGUCCAGCCAGCCAAUCAGCAGCAGCAUCAGUCAGGCUGCAGCAGAAACAUGCCUGGAGGAGGCCCGCAGAGAGGCCGGCUUCUCCAAACCAUUCACUGAGUUAUCAGUGUCACAGCAGGAGCAGCUCCAGCAGAGGGCAGCAUAUCUUCGUCAGCAGCGAGACAAGCUCCACGCGCUGAAGAAAGAACAGCAGAGAACCAAACAGAACAGCUCAGCGGGAGAGGCUCCGCCCACUCUCACUGCAGCACCAACCAAAUCCCCGGUGAACACAGUACAGACAGUGGAGCAGACUCAGAGGAACGGAGUCAGUACUACUACUCCUCACCCUCUCCCUGUUACCUCCCCCAAACAAAAGGAGAUAUCUGCAGAGGAGAGGAAGAAGCUGCAGAAGAGGAAACACCUGGCUGACAAACUGAAGGAAGAGGUGAUCAGGAAGUAACGCACCUGGU
Cynoglossus semilaevis (tongue sole) is the source of this 1685-nucleotide messenger RNA. It is a transcript of the gene cfap36, whose product is annotated as cilia and flagella associated protein 36. Gene Ontology annotation, cellular component: ciliary base; axoneme. NCBI's taxonomy places the organism in Eukaryota, Metazoa, Chordata, Actinopteri, Pleuronectiformes, Cynoglossidae. The transcript has 11 exons. The coding region runs from base 437 to 1675 and encodes 412 amino acids. The record is from RefSeq and is a predicted model, not a curated record.